Messenger RNA from Knipowitschia caucasica, 561 nucleotides. NCBI's taxonomy places the organism in Eukaryota, Metazoa, Chordata, Actinopteri, Gobiiformes, Gobiidae. The record is from the annotation of a GenBank genome assembly.
AUGGAGCCGGUGGUGGUGGCGCUUCGCUUCGGCUCGGCAGAGAGUCCGUGUGUUCCACUGGUGUUGAGUGUGAAGCCUGAGGUCAUGACGAUGGAGAGAAACAGCAAAGCCCUGAAGGUGAAGCAGGAGUGUGGGGAGAACGUGCCCGUGCUGUCGGACAGCGAGCUCAUGUCCCUCUCCGUGCGCGAGCUCAACAUGCACCUGCGAGGCAUGUCCCGCGACGAGAUCCAGAAGCUCAAGCAGCGGCGGCGCACGCUCAAGAACCGAGGCUACGCCGCCAGCUGCAGAGUGAAGCGCGUGUCGCAGCGAGAGGCGCUGGAGCAGCAGAAGCAGGAGCUGCAGCGGGAGGUGGACCGACUGGGGGCCGAGAACGCCGGCAUGAGGAAGGAGCUGGAGGGGCUGGGGGCUCGCCUGGCCGCCCUUCAGAGGUUUGCCCGCGGCCUGGAGGCAGGAGGCGGGAACCUGCUCGCCACCGCGCCGCGCCUCAACACGGCGUCCGUCAUCACCAUCGUCAAGAGCCCCGCCCAGCAGCAGUCUCACAGGGAGCACGAGCCCUCCUAG